This is a messenger RNA of Aquila chrysaetos chrysaetos, 1126 nucleotides long. It is a transcript of the gene FAM167B, whose product is annotated as family with sequence similarity 167 member B. The transcript is spliced from 2 exons. The record is from RefSeq and is a predicted model, not a curated record. The coding region runs from base 211 to 765 and encodes 184 amino acids. Lineage: Eukaryota; Metazoa; Chordata; Aves; Accipitriformes; Accipitridae.
UAGAAUCGUCCUCGGCGUCCCCAACCUUUAUUGUUCUGGGGGUGAAUAAAUAGCCGGGACUCGGGUGUAGCUGGGGAGAGGGGGUGGGUGUCCGUGGUCAGGGCGCUCUUUGCUCUGUAGGUGUAGCGGGGUAGAGUCUCUGUUUGCACGGGGGCUUUGAGGGGGCGAGAGCUCACCCAAAGGUUUUGGGGGGCUCCGGUGGGUGCCACUAUGUCCUUUGGCCAGCUGAAGUUCAAGGAGCUGGGUGAGGAGGAGCCCACCUGGGAAGAGGAGAGCCUGGACAGCGUAAAGGCGCUGACGGCCAAGCUGAAGCUGCAGACACGGCGACCUUCCUACCUGGAGUGGGAAGCCCGGGUACGGGGCCAGCCCUGGCACAGCCGGACCCCUGGGGGGGCACGGGGGGUAGAGCUGGGCCCUGGGCACCCCGAGGACAAGUGGGAUGGUGGCAUCUGUGGCUUUGCCACCAUGGAGGCAGCUCUGGAGUGGCUCAGGACGGAGCUGCGGGAGAUGCAGGCUGCAGACCAGCGCCUGGCGCAGCAGCUGAUGCGCCUGCGGGCGCAGCUGCACCGGCUGAAGGUGGAGCAGGCCUGCCACCAGCACAAGGAGAUGCUGGACGACGCUACCUUCGGCCUUGAGGGCUGCGAGGAAGACUCGGACCUGCUCUGCAACAUCCCGCCUAAGGCCGCCUUCCUCCUCUCCAUGCCGCUCAAGCACAUCGGAGUCACCCGCAUGAACAUCAACUCUCGACGGUUCUCCCUCUGCUAAGCACGGCGGGACCCCGCGGAACGCUCUGCACCAAGCCCAGAUGGGAGCCUUGCAGGCACCCAUGGGUGCACCCAGACCUGGUAGGGCUCGAGGAUCCCUUCCAAAAUGCCUCAGGGACUGCGGAGCUGCUGCUGGGGCUGAGCUCCCUCGGGGCAGGCAGUACUGGGCCAGUGGUGCUGCCAGCCCUGCCCUGAGGGCGAUGCCAUGCCAUGCCACGGUGGCAUGGGAAAUGCCACCAUCCCCACUGGGCACAGGGUGUUUUGGGGCACCCCGUGCCCUGUCCCUAAAGAUGAUGGGAUCGACCACCAUGGAAAAUGUGGGUAGCAGCCCUUUGAGGAGAAAUAAAAGGAGGUGAAGGUGA